UCUUUCGUAGCCCCUUGCAUCCGUUGACCAACUAUGGGCAUAUUGCGCGCGCCCGCGGAAGGCGGAGCUGAGGGCAGUAUGAAAGGCUCACAUGCUUCAUUUCAUCCUCCGCCUCUCUACAGCAAAAUGGCGACUGUUGACUUCAGCUCCUCCGUGGAUCCAGAUAAUAUGGACAUAACCAGCGACGAGGAGUUAGAGAGGGAGGCUGAAGGCUUCAAAGAGCAGGGUAAUGCUUAUUACGUCAAGAAGGACUAUGGCGAAGCGUUCAACUUCUACACCAAGGCCAUCGACCUGUGCCCAAAAAAUGCCAGUUAUUAUGGCAACCGUGCAGCUACACUGAUGAUGCUAAGUCGCUACAGAGAGGCACUGGAGGACUCCCAACAGGCUGUGCGGCUAGACGACACCUUCAUGAAGGGUCACAUGCGCGAGGGCAAGUGCCACUUGCUUCUUGGUAAUGCCAUGGCUGCCAGCCGCUGCUUCCAGAAGAUUUUGGAGCUGGAACCUGACAACAGCCAGGCCCAGCAGGAGCUGAAGAGUGCAGAGUCCAUCCUGGAGUUUGAGCGAAUGGCCGAGAUCAGCUUUGAAAAGCGAGACUUCAGGAUGGUGGUGUUUUGUAUGGAUCGGGCACUGGAGUCUGCAUCUGCAUGUCAUAGGUUCAAGGUGCUAAAGGCAGAGUGUUUGGCACUGCUAGGACGCUACCCAGAAGCCCAAUCUGUUGCCAGUGACAUUUUGCGGAUGGACUCAACAAACGGUGAUGCACUGUAUGUGCGGGGGUUAUGUCUGUACUAUGAAGACUGUAUCGAUAAGGCUGUGCAGUUUUUCGUUCAAGCACUGCGCAUGGCACCAGACCAUGAGAAAGCCCGUCUAGCCUGCAGAAAUGCUAAAGCCUUAAAGGCAAAGAAAGAAGAAGGGAACAAAGCGUUUAAAGAGGGCAGCUAUGAGGAAGCCUAUGACCUCUACUCCGCAGCCCUGACCAUCGACCCAAACAACAUCAAAACCAACGCCAAGCUCUUUUGCAACCGAGCCACUGUUGGAUCCAAGUUAAAUAAACUGGAGCAGGCCAUUGACGACUGUACAAAAGCUAUUAAACUUGAUGAGUCCUAUAUUAAGGCUUAUUUGAGAAGAGCCCAGUGUUACAUGGACACAGAGCAGUAUGAAGAGGCCGUCAGAGAUUAUGAAAAGGUUUAUCAAACAGAAAAAACUAAAGAACACAAGAACCUUUUGAAGAACGCCCAACUAGAGCUGAAGAAAAGCAAGAGGAAAGAUUAUUACAAAGUUUUAGGAGUGGAUAAAAAUGCAACUGAAGAUGAAAUCAAGAAGGCCUACCGUAAACGAGCCCUGAUGCACCAUCCAGACCGACACAGUGGAGCAAGUGCUGAGGUACAAAAGGAGGAGGAAAAGAAGUUUAAGGAGGUUGGGGAGGCCUUCACCGUGUUGUCUGACCCCAAGAAGAAAUCUCGCUAUGACAGUGGCCAUGAUCUGGAGGAUGAUGACAUGAACAUGGACUUUGAUGCCAACAACAUCUUUAAAGCCUUCUUUGGUGCUCCUGGUGGAUUUAGUUUCGAAGCUUCUGGACCUGGAAAUUUCUUCUUCCAGUUUGGUUAACUUGACAAUCUUCAGCAUGUAUGCAGUAGUUUCAAAACUGAAUUCUCCUAAAAACCGGAUUACUCAUUCAUCCCUGCUCUUCGUAAUACACUAUGGUGGAACAAGCCUUUGACCCUACAGUUGGACCUGCAUCUGUGCCAUUGACUUGUUUUACUGCUUUUGCACAAAGACAACAACGGCAGGGGCACGACCAUUCUGUACCAGACAAACAUGCACUGCACACGUCUUUCUUACCAGUGUCCCUUUUUGGUUAUUGUAAAACAACCAUAGUUUUAGUUUGUUUUGUUUUUUUAAAUACUGUUUCAUGUAAAUUCACGCCCAUUACUUUCUAAUUCAAAGAAAUGAAGAAACCAAUAUAAUUGAUCAGUCUCGAAGUAAGAUGAUUUCGUUUGGUGGAAUGUUUUAUGAAGGUGAUACAAGGCUUUCUUGAAACUAAGUUUAAGUAUUGAGUACUCUUCAGAUCUGUUUUUCCCCUCAUAGACCACUUCCUCCUCCUCAAGCAUAUUUUACUGAUCGCUAACCAGUCCAUCUGUAUCCAAAGCAUGACAGUUAAUACCAUGGAAUGUAUUACUGCUAGUGACCUAUAGGUUUUUAAACGUGUAAAGGGCCAUAAUUUCAACAGUUUAGUUAAAGUCCUCAGCAAACAAUUACAUUGUGAAUGCAGCACCUAGUGUCAAACCUCAUAAAAAAAUAAUGCUGGUUCAUUGUUCCCCGUUCUCAUUUACUGAUUCAGGCACACCGACAACUACUGCAUACAAAAGUUCAGAGAGAGAGAGAAAGUUCUUGCAUUUGAGCACCCCUCUCUACAAGGUUUAUUUGUUAAUGUUGCCAUUCAAUCCGUCGCUGCAUUGUACAUUUUACUGGAAUGUAAAGUGUUUCUUUUGUGUUGAUAGUUUAUGACUGUUUAAUUUUUUUUAACUGAGAUACACUCACUUUUUUGAUAUGUAUAUUUAUUGUAAAUUAGCUGGAUGUGAGCUUUGGAUGGAUGGAUGGUCUUAAAAUACACCUGGAUCAGCACUCUUAUAGGUUAACCCCAGGGAGAGAUUCUUACUCUUAUUCGUGAUUUAUUUCUGAAUUGAGAGUACAUUGGUCUGGUUAUUUCCACAGUGAAUGUGUAAUAUAGAUCUAUGUAAAUUUCAGGCAUGAUCAGUGAGCCAUGUUUAUUGAUCUGUACCAUUUUCACUAAAGCCUUUAUAUGUUCCUCAAUAUUGGGACUUUUCUUGCUGUAUUUGGCCUGAAAGUAUACCGUGUACCCAGUUAGAAAAUAAGUAAUGAUUAAGCCUUUUUUUCUGAAUCACAUUAUUUUGAAAGAUCUUCAGUGUAUUGAAAAGACAACGUCCAUGCUUACCUUGCUCACUCUGCAGGAACAGUCUUGACUAUGGACCGUUUUUAAAAAAGAAAAAAAAAACAUGUAAAUAAAGUAUGCCUCUUUGUUUUCCCCUUCA
Molecule: messenger RNA, 3050 nt
Organism: Paramisgurnus dabryanus
Lineage: Eukaryota; Metazoa; Chordata; Actinopteri; Cypriniformes; Cobitidae
Source: RefSeq, a predicted model, not a curated record